AUGAAUCAACUUGUUGGCGCUGCGCAUCGCAAUGGAAGCCCGCACCAGACCAGGAGAAGACUCGCUGUGGAAGAUGAGAUCAUAAGGAUCCCGGACUGUGACAUUAACGCGGUCUCGGAACAGUUCAAACUUACCCUAAUCGGGCGAACUCUCCACAAGGAGGGAAGAAGUAUCGAUGCCCUAAUCAAACUGCUGCCAAAACCCAAGAUCUGGGACGUCGAAGGACGGGCUCACGGGAUAAACCUUGGGAACGGUCGCUUCCAGUUUGACUUCGAUCAUGAAGAAGAUCUGAACAAAGUCUUGGAUAAACGACCAUGGCACUUCAACCGGUGGAGCUUUGCCCUAGAAAAAUGGGAACCCUUCACCCGAGAGGAUUUCCCAACACGAUGCUAUUCUGGAUCUUGGUCACGGGAAUCCCGGUGCACUUAUGGAAUGAUGAUACCUUCAAUGAGAUCGGAAAAGUCCUCGGAACAGUUACAAAGAUCGAUGCAAAAAGGGCAAAGUUUCAAGUCUCGCUCAAUGCUGAUAGACCCCUGCAAUUCACACGGAAAGUUGGGUUUUCCAACGGAGAUACCGCCAUGGUGA
Messenger RNA from Microthlaspi erraticum, 585 nucleotides. The record is from the annotation of a GenBank genome assembly. Lineage: Eukaryota; Viridiplantae; Streptophyta; Magnoliopsida; Brassicales; Brassicaceae.